This is a messenger RNA of Aureobasidium melanogenum CBS 110374, 441 nucleotides long. RefSeq lists its product as uncharacterized. The transcript is spliced from 3 exons. The record is from RefSeq and is a predicted model, not a curated record. Lineage: Eukaryota; Fungi; Ascomycota; Dothideomycetes; Dothideales; Saccotheciaceae. Bases 1 to 441 code for a protein of 146 amino acids.
AUGGAGGAGAUUGGUGGUGAUGGGAGGACCCCUCUGUUACUCCUAAGCGCGCGUCUGAUCAAAAAGGGCCAGACAGUAACGGCGCUGCCUGAUGCGAAAAGGGCAAGGAAAACGGUCUCGGUCGAGGCGGAAUGCCCGAGAACGCCACGACGAACGCCUCGUAGAGCCCGAAGCCAACAGACGGCCUACGGCUUCGUACAGACCCGAACGCGAUGUCUCGUGCCGACGCCAGCCGGGCAGGGAGAUAACAACAUACUCCACACAUCGUUUGUUCAUCAUUCUGGCUCGGCUUCGUUCGUAGCUAUGUCGGCAUUCACGUCUUUGAACGGGCGUAAGGGCUGGGUGUUGGCCAGACGUUUUGCUCUGGGAGCCAUGGCGGCGUCGAGGGACUGCCAAAUCCAGCCACGAAGUCAGAAUGAAGGCUCAGGAGCAUGCGGUUGA